AUAGAUCAACAUAGCCUCUCAGUUCAAUCAGCUGCCUCUCUCUCCUCGACGAUCAUAGAUUCAACCGGUACGAGAUGACUGAAAGAUCGGAAGCGUUAGGGAAGGAUGGCAACCGUAGGUGGGAUGACAAAUCUGACCACGAUGAUGUAACAAAGAUAUAUGUAAAUUAUUCUCUUAUGGGCAUAGAGUCCAUUCGCUUCGAUUAUGUCAAAAGUGGAAAACCAAUUGAAGGACCCUUCCGUGGUGAAACGUAUAAUACAUACACGCAUACGUUUGAGAUUAACCAUCUAAAAAAUGAACAUCUCGAAUCUGUUGAGGGCUCCUACACACAGAGAGGGAUUCAAACACUUCAAUUUAAAACCAACUUGCGGAUUUCUGAACCGAUUGGAUAUCCUGGCAAGGAUGGUAUUAAGUUCAUAUUAGCAGUAGAGGGAAAAAAAAUCAUUGGGUUUCACGGAUCAACUUAUUUCAGGCUGUACUCUCUAGGAGCAUAUUUCACUCGGGUUACUCCUACAAGAAUAGAAGCGAUAGGGGGCAAGGUAGGCACAAAGUGGGAUGAUGGAGUCGACCAGGCAGGUUUUACAAAGAUACAUGUACGAAGUGGUCAAGAAGGCAUACAAUUCAUCAAGUUUGAGUAUGUUGACAAGAAUGGGCGUCUGAGAGAUGGGUCAAUCCAUGGUUCUAUUUACAGAAGAGGUUCCCCACACGUGUUUGAGAUUAGACAUGUUGACAAAGAAUAUCUGGUAUCGGUAGAGGGUUACUAUGACGGUGAUGGCGACUGUGCGGUCAUUCAAGCACUUCGAUUCAGAACCAACGUCAAGACUUCACAACUUAUGGGACCCAAAACGGGUAAGAAGUUUAGACUUGCAGCCAGUGGAAUGAAGAUUGUCGGGUUUCAUGGAUAUGCUGAGAAGAAUCUUACCUCUCUUGGAGGAUAUUUCACACCGAUUAUUCCAACAAAGUCAGAAUGCCAAGGAGUUACUGAACGAAGCACCCUUUGGGAUAGUGGUGCUUUUGAAGGUAUUAGAAAGGUUUCCGUUACAUGGAGAUCUUAUUGUAUACGGUGUUUCCGGAUCAACUAUGAAAACGAUGGCAAAGUAGUAAAGCGUGCCCAUGGAAUGAACGACGAUUCGCGAAUCACUGACGAGUUUGUUGUUGACUAUCCAUAUGAAGUUAUCACGUCCAUUGUGGGGACCAUGAAUGAUAGUUAUGUUACGUCAUUUGUUUUCAAAACAUCAAAAGGGAGAACCUCUAGGACAUUUGGUGAGAGAACUUCUGAUUCAGUUGAAUUUGUCAUUGAGAGCAAAGGUUGUGCCGUUGUCGGAUUUCAUGGAUGGUAUGCACCUCUUGGGGCUGGGUAUAUUACGGCUCUUGGUGCACAUUUUUAUCCGAUGCCUCUUCCUCCUGCUGCGGAAAAGCUAGAAGCACAAGGUGGUGCUGGAGGAGUUCCAUGGGACGAUGGUAGUAAUUUUGAACGUGUUAGAAAGAUAUACAUUGGAACAUGUGAGGUUGGUAUUGUUUCCGUCAGGUUUUUGUAUGAAAAUGACAUUGAAGAGAUAGUAGUGGGAGAUCAUCAUGGGAACAAGAACCUACUUCGACAUGAAGAGUUCGACCUGGACAAUGCUUGCGAAUACCUCACAUCAGUGGAAGGUAGUUAUGACGUAAUACCUGGAAGUGAAGAUGUUGAAGUUAUACUCAUGCUCAAGUUCACCACCAACAAGCGAACUUCUCCAUGUUAUGGGCUCGAUGAUGACCCAACCUUCGUGCUCCACAAGGCAGGUCACAGAAUCAUUGGGUUCCAUGGAAAAUCAAGUAACAUGCUUCAUAAACUUGGGAUCCAUGUGCUCCCCAUCACCGACCCAUGAUCAUAUUAUAUGACUUAAACGAAAUAGUAUCCUCCUCUGUUUUCAAUAACUUUGAUUUGUUUCUCCUCUGUUUUUUUUUCUCUCAAGAUCUUAUGAACUUUUGAAUGAUUCCUCUGUUUAAUAAAGUGUAUGGAGUUGAUGUGACACUAGUUCCUAACUUCUCUGUGUUCAAUAGGCCGCUUCCAGAAGCGAGAUUCAUUUUUCCAGAUUCCACGAAAAAGAAAAAUAUGUUCUAUGAAUCAGAGAUGAUCUUAAUUUGUUUGCUUCCAAACUUCAAGAACAAUAUUCUGUUGCCUUUGAUAUCUUCAAGCCUCUCUUUGAUUUUCUUCACUUUCCAUCUAAAUCCAGUAAACUCACAAAUCUACUGACUAAUAAACUACUCAUUGUGGGCUUCCUUGCUCGUAUGAGCCGGUCACGUCGUUCUAUCCCAUCAAUACCCCUUUCUCGAACAACAACCUUGUGCUCAAGGUUCGGAAUAAAGUCAGGAAAUACUCAUCACCCAUCUAACCAAUAUUUUUUGGGGGAGGGGGUCUGUUUCCUCUGAAAAAAGAGACAACUGUGGGUCAAGAGAACUAUUCUAUCCAUUUUUGUGGCAGAGACUUGUGGAAU
This is a messenger RNA of Arabidopsis thaliana (thale cress), 2474 nucleotides long. Its product is annotated as Mannose-binding lectin superfamily protein. NCBI's taxonomy places the organism in Eukaryota, Viridiplantae, Streptophyta, Magnoliopsida, Brassicales, Brassicaceae. The record is from RefSeq and is marked reviewed. The transcript is spliced from 6 exons. Gene Ontology annotation, molecular function: carbohydrate binding. Bases 75 to 1865 code for a protein of 596 amino acids.